Messenger RNA from Populus nigra (black poplar), 1536 nucleotides. Its product is annotated as rho-N domain-containing protein 1, chloroplastic-like. The transcript has 2 exons. NCBI's taxonomy places the organism in Eukaryota, Viridiplantae, Streptophyta, Magnoliopsida, Malpighiales, Salicaceae. The record is from RefSeq and is a predicted model, not a curated record. Gene Ontology annotation, biological process: DNA-templated transcription termination. Bases 117 to 1280 code for a protein of 387 amino acids.
GCUGUAUAAAAUCUCAAGACUACUGCAGAGAAAAAAAAUAUUAAGAAGACAGAAAACAACACAGUAAAAUGCAAACGCGUCACUGCUAAGCCAAAAGCUAUAAACUAGUUCGUUCAAUGUCGCAAGCAGUCCAUCUUGUCACCAAGAACCUUCCAGGUUAUGGAUCAUCAGAAGGCAGGUGUCUCCCCUGCUCAGGAAUUUCUGGUAGAGCAGUAGCUGUAUCUCCUUGUUCUUCUCGUGGUGUCCACUAUGUUCAUUCACAGGCGCAGUUUGGAAAGAUGAAAUGUUCCUCCAGGGCUUCAUCCAUUGUGUGCAAAAGUUCUGGCGGUCAUAGGAGAAACCCAGACUUUUCUAGGCAAAACAAACAGGGGUUUUCACGAAACAGAAACAGGCAAAAUGAAGAGGGAAAUGGUUUUGAAAACCUUGAUGAAUCUGAUCUGCUAACAUCAAAGAAUGGGCCACUACUCUCCCUCUCUGGUACCCCAAAGUUCCAAGCCACUGCUGCCCCUGGGCCAAGAGAGAAGGAGAUUGUUGAGCUAUUCAGGAAGGUACAAGCUCAGCUGCGUGAAAGAGCUGCAGUCAAAGAAGAAAAAAAGGUUGAAGCUUCACAAGGAAAAGGUAGAGAAAAUGAAACUGUGGAUUCCCUCCUCAAGCUACUCCGGAAACACUCAGUUGAGCAAGGUAAGAAAAAAACAGGCAAUAUCAGCGGUGGAGACUUGAGUUUAGACCAGCCAGAGAAUGGAACGUACAAGAAAGCUAAAAGCACAAGUUUCUUUGAUUCAAGUAAGAAAGAAAGGAAUGAUGUCCUAGAGCCCAUCACCUCUUUUACCAGGCCACCUUCGAAUUUCCGACGGAAGUCUCCAGUACCUCAAGUGAAAUUUCAGCCCAUUUAUUCAAGCGAGGACCCUGUUAAUUCUACAUCUCAUUUAAAUUUAAAUGGUGAGAAAAAGCAGCAGUUUGAGAUACUCCCAGACACCACUCAGGAGCUUGAAUUGGACCCAGAAUUGGUUGCGGAGGAGGAGCAUGAGCUGGAUUCAGAGCCAGAGCCAGAGCCUUCUUUUGCUGGUGGGGAUGUGUUUGAUGAGCUUUCUGAAGGUGAAUCUUCAGACAUGGAUAAUGUUGAUGGGGAUGGUGAAAAACAACAGCUAAUUGAACAUGAGGAUUUGAGUUCUUUAAAGCUACCUGAGCUGAGAGCGCUUGCAAAGUCUCGCGGUGUAAAAGGGUUUUCAAAGAUGAAGAAAGGCGAACUGGUGGAGUUGCUGAGUGGUAGUUCAAUGUGACAAUAGCUCAACUGGCAGAUGAAGAUUAGUUUUGAGGUGUCCCUUUUGUCUUCAUAUAAUUUUGUUUCCUUAUUCUCUUUGUAUGACUAUAUGUAAGGUGAUAAUUUUAGCCCGUCAAAUCCUCUCUAAUGCUUUCCACUGGCAGAUGAGAUUUGUUUCGAAGCUGCUGCUGCUGCUGCUGCUUCUUUUUUCUUAGGAUGAAAGGAAACCUACUCUAUUUUUUUUCUUUUCUUGAAAGGAAAGCUGCUUUAUGAAA